AUCUGGGGAACAGAGAAGGAGCAGAUCAACUUUGGACCAGAACUAUGGAAAAGACUUAAUACAUUAUAACAAAGCGUCAAAAUCUGAGGAGACCUCUGGGAAAGAAAGACGUGGAUUGCGCUAAGCAAGUGUUUGUGAGGCUUGAAUAAAACACCUUGCAUGUGUUAAGAGCAACUAUCUGAAAUAUGGUAUUUUGGACAACAACCAUGAAUCUUUGAUGACUGUAACAAUGGGAUCCACCACACCUAAAAAAGCAGCUACUCUGGAUGAACUUUUGUACACAUGCAUUGAGAUGUUUGACGAAAAAGGUGAUCUGAUCAGCAAUAACCUACUUCCAAGGAUCGUGUUGUUAAUGCACCGAUGGUAUUUAUCAUCUACUGAACUUGCAGGAAAACUACUCUCAAUUUAUCGAGAUGCCAGUGGAGAAAAUUGCAAUGACUUGAGGUUAAAGACAUGUCACUUUAUGAGAUACUGGAUUUUGGAAUUUCCUGCAGAAUUCAAUUUAGAUUUGGGUCUCAUUCGACUGACAGAAGAGUUCAGAGACCUAGCAAUCCAAAUGGGAUAUGAAGAGCACAUUAAUCUUAUCGAUAUCUCAAGCAUACCAUCAUAUGACUGGAUGAGAAAAGUCACUCAGAGGAAAAAAAUAUCAAAGAAAGGAAAGGUCUGUCUGCUGUUUGACCAUUUGGAGCCCAUUGAACUAGCAGAACAUCUAACUUUUCUGGAAUAUAAAGCAUUCAGAAGGAUAUCAUUUACAGAUUACCAAAGCUAUGUCAUCCACGGUUGCUUGGAGAAUAAUCCAACUUUGGAAAGGUCGAUUGCUUUAUUUAAUGGAAUCUCUAAAUGGGUCCAGCUUAUGGUUCUGAGCAAGCCAACUCCACAACAAAGAGCAGAAGUUAUAACCAAGUACAUUAAUGUUGCUGAGAAAUUAUUGGAUCUCCAGAAUUUCAACACAUUGAUGUCUGUGGUUGGUGGUCUGAGCCAUAGUUCCAUAUCACGUCUCAAGGAUACUCAUUCACACCUGUCUGCAGAGGUUACAAAGGUCUGGAAUGAAAUGACUGAGCUGGUCUCUUCGAAUGGAAACUACUGCAACUAUCGCAAAGCAUUUACAGAGUGUGAAGGUUUCAAAAUCCCAAUCUUAGGAGUUCACUUAAAAGACUUAAUAGCUGUGCACGUUAUUUUUCCUGAUUGGGUUGAUGAAAGUAAAGUAAACAUCGCGAAAAUGCAGCAGUUGUAUUUUACCCUCAAUGAGCUGGUUUCUCUUCAGAGUGUCUCACAUCAUCUAGAAACGAGUAUGGAUUUAAUAAACCUAUUAACGCUAUCACUUGACUUGUAUCAUACAGAAGAUGAUAUUUACAAACUUUCUCUGGUACUCGAGCCAAGGAAUCCUAAAUCGCCAACUUCUCCAACAACUCCCAAUAAACCAGUUGAACCACUUGACUGGGCCUCAGGGGUUACAACAAAGCCAGACCCCACCAUUAUCAACAAGCAUAUACGGAAAUUAGUAGAGUCUGUUUUUAGAAACUAUGACCAUGAUCAUGACGGAUAUAUUUCUCAAGAGGACUUUGAAAGCAUUGCUGCUAAUUUCCCAUUUCUGGACUCCUUCUGCGUGUUAGAUAAGGAUCAGGAUGGUCUUAUCAGCAAGGAUGAAAUGAUGGCCUAUUUUCUGAGAGCAAAAUCUCAAUUCCACUGUAAAAUGGGACCUGGCUUUGUUCACAACUUCACCGAGAUGACGUAUCUAAAACCGACAUUCUGUGAACACUGUGCUGGAUUUCUCUGGGGUAUCAUCAAACAAGGAUACAAAUGCAGAGACUGCGGAGCUAAUUGCCACAAGCAGUGCAAAGACCUCCUAGUACUGGCAUGUAGAAAACGCUCCAGAGGAACGUCUGUUAGUAGUAGCCAUGACUCUCUCCCAAGCAGCCCAUCACUGGCCCCAGCACAAGAUCAAGUGUUUGAAUUCCCCACCAGCGGCAGAGAAAACCAAGACCUUGAUGGACGGGCAAUAACUCUUGUUACUGGGUCUUCAAGAAAGAUAUCAGUACGACUCCAGCGGGUAACAACUAGCCAAGCAACACAGACAGAUGCAAUGUGGCCUGACUCUGGCUGGAGUGACUCUGGAUCUCAUACAUUUCCUAAAAUGAAAUGCAAAUUUUAUGGCAAAAACAAAAACAAAGGAUUUGCCAAAUGGGAAAAUGAAGAUACAUCUCAUACAAACAUGGAUAUAAUGGAAGUACAGAUCACAGAUCAUAAUGGAAAAGAAACUAAAGGGGACACAGACUAUUCUGGAGACAAUAGGAUGUUUGUGUUGAAACCAAAAGAAGACUGUUGAAGGCUAAACACAUUUUUGGUGCCUGCAAUAAAAUGAAUUCCCAAAUGACAUUAUGAUCCUACAGAGAUAGAAAUGCACUAUUAUUUUGAAUAUGAACUGACUAACUGCUGAAAUGGUUUGCAACUUUUGAAAGACGAUAAGACUGACCAAUCUCAAAGUUGACUGAUUUUUAUUCUCAGCUCUUUGAGUGUGUCAUUUCACUACAUUCCAAAAGUUUUUUUUAAUGUAUUAGUUUGAUGGUAAUUCUGUAUAAAGGUAUAUGUGAUAUUUAUUUUUAAAGGACACUUAAGUAUUUUACAUCAUGGUGGAUGGCAAUAAUUUAUCUUUGUUAAAUCUUCUGGUUCAUGGAGGAACAUUUCAAUAAGGAGACUUUAUGGAAAGACAAAUUUCAUCAAUAGUCAAGAAUUUUUGUAGCACAUACUUUGAAAAAGUAUGAAAUGAUCCUGUAUUUUUCAGCAUCAUUAAAGUGUCAAACGUUCAACCUCAACUUGAAAAUCUCUGUGUAAAAUUCCAGAUAGAUAUGUUAGGGUCUCAGGGUGCAUAGAGCAUAAUAUUUUGUGUACAGUGUGUAUUAAUUAUGAUUUGUUAAUGCAGUCCGUACAUUAAUAAGUAGUUUAGGUUUCCUGUACUGAUCCACCAUGACACUAUUGCAGUAUUGAAGCUGAAAAUGAACUACAAAAAAAAGAAAAAGACUUUAAACCAAUGUUCACGUUGUAUUUAUUUAUAGUGUCCCCUGAACCAAUGGCAAUAUGUCAUAUGGAUUGUUCACAGUUUAAAUAAUAAAACUUUAUUGUAAAUCUUAA
Molecule: messenger RNA, 3129 nt
Organism: Bombina bombina (fire-bellied toad)
Lineage: Eukaryota; Metazoa; Chordata; Amphibia; Anura; Bombinatoridae
Gene: RASGRP3
Product: RAS guanyl releasing protein 3
Exons: 17
Coding region: 218-2326 (702 amino acids)
Biological process (GO): Ras protein signal transduction; positive regulation of GTPase activity
Cellular component (GO): plasma membrane
Molecular function (GO): guanyl-nucleotide exchange factor activity; calcium ion binding
Source: RefSeq, a predicted model, not a curated record